This is a messenger RNA of Plutella xylostella (diamondback moth), 2154 nucleotides long. RefSeq names its product RAS oncogene family member Rab35 (gene Rab35). The record is from RefSeq and is a predicted model, not a curated record. Lineage: Eukaryota; Metazoa; Arthropoda; Insecta; Lepidoptera; Plutellidae. Gene Ontology annotation, molecular function: GTPase activity; GTP binding.
GUCCUGUCAAUUGUCAUUUUCGUCUAACAAUGGCGGACUUGUAAAUGCAAACGUAACGAUUUACGGCAUGCUUUUGAUUGUUAAUUCUGUGGAUAGAGUGGUGUUACAUCGAUAUCUAUCAUUAUUAGUGGACACAUGACCUAUUAAGGAAAUAGAUUUUUGUAAUACACAAGCAAUGUCGCGCGAGUUUGAUCACCUUUUCAAACUGCUGAUAAUCGGUGACAGUGGUGUCGGGAAGAGCUGCCUGCUCCUGCGGUUUGCGGACAACACGUUUUCCGGUAGUUACAUUACGACGAUAGGUGUAGACUUCAAAAUAAGAACGUUAGAAAUAAAUGGUGAGCGGGUGAAGCUGCAGAUAUGGGACACGGCGGGGCAGGAGCGGUUCCGCACGAUCACCAGCACGUACUACCGCGGCACGCACGGCGUCAUCGUGGUCUACGACGUCACCAACGGGGAGUCCUUCGCCAACGUGAAGAGAUGGCUGCACGAGAUCGAACAAAACUGUGAUGUGGUCAACAAAGUAUUAGUUGGUAACAAGAAUGACUGUCCAUCGCGGAAAGUAGUAAUCACGGAAGAUGCCCAGCGGUUUGCGAGCCAAAUGAACAUCCCAUUAUUUGAAACCAGUGCAAAGGAAAACAUCAAUGUGGAGGAAAUGUUCCUCACUAUCACUAAAAUGGUUUUAAGAUCGAAACUGGAAAUGAAAGAACGACAGAAUGUUACAUCAAACGACACAGUGAACUUGAAGAAGGCACACAAAACAAAGAAGAAAAACUGCUGCCAUUCCUAGAGAUACACCGGGCGGUCGCCGGGACUCUAUAGGACAUGCUCAAAGGAGACCCCUGUGCACAACCCACACACACCAGCCGCACCAAUAAGUGUACACUCAUGAAAUUUAACAUUUUGUAAGUUGAGUAUUUGUAUUAUGAUCUCUUUGGCAACCUCACUUUGGUAGUUAACAGUGAUGGCCUUAUUUCAGUACUGAAGCGGAGGUUCAGACCUUGACCAUACAUUCACACACUCCUUGUUAAUUAUAUCAUGUUUACUUUGGUAUUUCACAUGAAUUCUGUUUAAUGGGGAUUAGUCAUGGUAUUGUGAAAGCCAUUUUCAACUUGUAUCAUGAAAUUUUCAUGUUAGCACAUACAGGUACAGGUUAGCAGAUUAGCAGUGCUCUGAUAGUAAGUGGCAAAGGGAAAAUGUGAUUAGUAUAUUUGUGAAUACCAGUUAUUGGCAACAUCAACAAAUGCACAAUAAUAAACAGUUUGGUUACAAUAAUUUGAUGUAGUGUCGGGUUGAAACUUCUCAUGAGCGGUGUAAUGAAUGUGGAAUUCUUGUCUCCACCUUUUAUAUUAGGAGCUGAAUGCAUAGUUAAUGUGUAAUAUAUGAUUGUACUCUCUUUGUCAACAUUUAUGUGAUGGAGUGUUGUGUAAGGAGCGGGUACUCAUGUGUAGAUGUGUACCACUAAAGUUAUCGUUAAUUUCUACUUUCUAUUCCAAUAAUUAAUCUAAGGUGUGAUUCAGUGGUCAUUUACAGAUUCAUCACAUAAACAUUGAUUUCUUGAAGCUAAUACAUCAAGAUAGGUAUAUUUUACAUAGGGAAAGUAUUAUAAUUUUGAAACAAUGUACUAGUAGUAUUUAUGUAUGUUAUUGGUAUUAAAAGUAAUAUUUUUAUUGUGUAAAUUGAAACAUACCAUUAGCAUAGGGACUUAGGUAGGUGUCACUUAUGUUGGCUAAAAUAUCAAAGCAUCAAUUAAUUUCAUAUUGAAUCAACAAAAUAUAUUAAAACCAUUAGUGUACUCACUAACUAAGGUUGUGUGGUACAUGGCAGCGUUUGAUGAUUGUAUGGAAUGUAUUGCUAAUUGGGACUAUAAAUUAGUGCAAGUGCAGUAAGGGUCAAAUUUAAUUAAAAAAAACUUAGUAUAAAGUGAUGAUUGAUGCAAUAUCUAAAUAAUGAAUAGUAACAUAAUAUUAACAAUGCAAUGUGUGUAUCUGCAGCCAGUGUGAACCGACCCUUACCUGAGUUACAUCAUCAAUCGGACUGUCUCGAAAUUACUAUGUUAGUAAAGUGUUACACAUUAUUAUCUUGUAACAUGUUCAUAUCAUUGUAUGAAAUUAUCCAAAAUUAAGGUACCUAAGACUUGUUUGUGUAUAAUCUUUU